CCCAAGAUGCUGAGUUUUUUUGCAUGCGGCUGCUUCGGGCGGGGGUCUCUUUAUAUUUUAGCAUAUCUUGCCACACAGGCGCCGCUUUAGCGAUGCUUUCUCGCUUGACUAGCUAGUCUUCGGGGCGUUGCACGUGGUACGCGUUUGUAGCUCGCUGGUGUAUCGAAGACGCCCGACGGGCGUCAUUGGCUGCGCACACCUGUUCCUAGUACCUGCGCUUCUCAUACUUCUUUUCUUGUUUGUGUGCAUCUCUUAACGGUUGUCACUUGUUCAUCGGUGUUACUGCAGCUGCCAACGCGGGAGCUGGUAUCGGUCGUCUUUGAUUAAGCAACGCGUGAAAACGUCGUCUUACGGGGGCCGCUUCUCGAGGGACUUCUUGUUCCACACGGCCGCUGCGAGACCGCAAUCCAUGCCUCGACCGGUGUCCGCGCAGACCCGAAACGAGAACGUCAUGAAGCUCACGGCUGCCAGGCAACUGCACAACACAUCGGACGCAGUGGAGAAGCUACGACUUCUCUGCCUUCAGCGGGGCUCCGCAGGGAUUCUGGGUCUUGGAAAAGUGUUCCGUCGGAUGGAUGACAACGGCAGCGGUGACCUGUCUCGUGAGGAGUUUAUCAAAGGACUGGACGAUUCCGGCAUGGCGCCCUUCCUCGAAGCCGAGGACUACGACAAGCUAUUCGAGAUGUUCGACGCCGACAAUUCGGGGACGAUCAAGUUCGACGAAUUCAUCCGCACCAUCAGACCCAAGAUGAGUCCCAGCCGAGAGGCGUUGGUGACCAAGGCAUUCCAGAAGCUUGACCGAUCGGGUGACGGUCAGGUGACCUUCGACGACCUAAAAAGCGUGUACAACGUGCGGAACCACCCCGAUUACCUGAAUGGACAGAAGACAGAGCGAGAACUGUUGAACAAGUUCUUGGCCACUUUUGAGGAAGGCGGUGUCGUCGACGGUGUUGUGACCAAGGAGGAAUUCUUCGACUACUACUCAGGUGUGAGUGCCUCCAUCGAUGAAGACGCCUAUUUCGACCUGAUGAUGAGAACCUGUUGGAAGCUAUAGCCUCGACUGGGAUAGACACACCCACUGCACGUUCCGUGUGCUCUAUGCCCCCUCCUCCCCUACACCCCCGAGUUUCCCUUUUUUUUCCCCCGUCAACGACUCCGAACUUUUCCCUCGAGAUGACUACAUUUGUCUUGGCACAGAUAUAUAAAAAAAAACGUUUUGAUGUGUCGCAAGGGCCAAAGGAUUAAGAAGGAUUAAAAACAAACACUAAUUCUACAGCA
Molecule: messenger RNA, 1278 nt
Organism: Rhipicephalus microplus (southern cattle tick)
Lineage: Eukaryota; Metazoa; Arthropoda; Arachnida; Ixodida; Ixodidae
Product: calcyphosin-like protein
Molecular function (GO): calcium ion binding
Source: RefSeq, a predicted model, not a curated record